UUUUUACUUUAUGGAAGUAUUUAUAGGAUUUACUUUUGCUUCUAUUAGGAAGCUAGGCUAAGGGCAGACCACCUUAAUCUAAUAUGGAAGUGAGAUUAUUUCAAACUGGUUUUCAGACUUGGUUAGGUCUGGUCUAUUUCAGGUUCUUUCUUACUCCUGAGGUGACCCUUUCUGUAUCCCAGCUAAAAGCCAAGGUGUUAGGCCUUCCCUCUUUCGUGGGCCCUGCACCCCCUAUUUUAUUUUCUCAAUCAGUGGACUCCUGAAAGCAAGCUCUUCUCAGCUUCUCUGCUUCUUAGUUGCCAUUAUCUGUGUAACUUCUCAGCCUCUGAAACAACUUCCAAAUUGAUGAAUAAGGAUUCUAUAAACCUGGAGAGUAAUCCUAAGAAAAAUUAUCAGAAGAAAGGAAUUUGUAGAACUAAAACUGCAAACAUCCAGAAUCUUGAUGGUGUGCCAAGCCAAAUGUCAACUGGAACUCAACCAAAAACUAAAGUGCUCUCUGAUAAGAGACCCAAAGAAAGAGCGGAAAUUGAGGCGAAAGAAGCAUGUGACUGGCUCCGUGCUGCUGGGUUCCCGCAAUACGCUCAGUUAUAUGAGGAUUCGCAAUUUCCCAUCAACAUUGUGGCUGUCAAGAAUGAUCAUGAUUUCCUUGAAAAGGACCUUGUAGAACCUCUUUGCAGACGACUAAAUACGUUGAACAAGUGUGCCUCAAUGAAACUUGAUGUGAAUUGCCAAAGGAAAAAGGGUGACGACUCCGAUGAGGAAGAUCUUUGUAUCAGCAACAAAUGGACUUUCCAAAGAACCAGUCGCAGGUGGUCUCGUGUGGACGACCUCUACACACUGCUCCCUCGAGGAGACAGAAAUGGGUCACCGGGUGGCACGGGGAUGAGGAACACGACCAGCAGUGAGAGCGUCCUCACAGACCUGAGCGAGCCUGAGGUCUGCUCCAUUCACAGCGAAAGCAGCGGAGGCAGCGACAGUCGCAGCCAGCCAGGCCAGUGCUGUACAGACAGCCCGGUCAUGCUGGAUGCCCCACUGGUCAGCAGCAGCCUCCCGCAGUCCCCCAGAGACAUCCUCAACCACCCCUUCCACCCCAAGAAUGAGAAGCCCACGAGGGCUAGGGCCAAAUCAUUUUUGAAACGCAUGGAAACACUCCGAGGGAAGGGAGCCCAUGGGAGGCAUAAGGGGUCAGGGCGGACAGGUGGCCUGGUGAUCAGCGGGCCCAUGUUGCAGCAGGAGCCAGAGUCCUUUAAGGCCAUGCAGUGCAUCCAAAUACCAAAUGGAGAUCUCCGGAAUUCGCCGCCCCCGGCCUGCAGAAAAGGGCUCCCAUGCUCUGGCGAGUCGAGUGGCGAGAGCAGCCCAUCGGAGCACAGCAGCAGCGGGGUGAGCACGCCCUGCCUGAAGGAACGCAAGUGCCACGAGGCCAACAAGCGCGGGGGCAUGUACUUGGAGGACCUGGAUGUGCUGGCGGGGACAGCACUGCCGGAUGCAGGGGACCAAAGCCGUAUGCAUGAGUUUCACUCCCAAGAGAAUUUGGUGGUGCAUAUUCCCAAGGAUCACAAACCAGGAACAUUCCCCAAGGCACUUUCUAUUGAAAGCCUCUCUCCCACAGAUAGUAGCAAUGGGGUUAACUGGAGGACCGGUAGCAUCUCCCUGGGCAGAGAGCAGGUCCCUGGUGCCAGGGAGCCCCGGCUCAUGGCGUCCUGUCACAGAGCCAGCCGAGUCAGUAUCUAUGACAAUGUCCCUGGCUCCCAUCUAUAUGCCAGCACAGGAGAUCUUUUGGACUUGGAGAAAGAUGACCUUUUCCCUCACUUGGAUGACAUUCUGCAGCAUGUCAAUGGGCUCCAGGAGGUAGUGGAUGACUGGUCCAAAGAUGUCUUGCCUGAACUGCAAACUCAUGAUACGUUGGUCGGGGAACCUGGCUUAUCCCCCUUUCCGUCUCCUAAUCAGAUCACCUUAGAUUUUGAAGGGAACUCUGUCUCAGAAGGUCGGACGACACCCAGUGAUGUGGAAAGAGAUGUAACAUCUCUUAAUGAAUCUGAGCCUCCUGGGGUCAGAGACAGGAGGGAUUCUGGUGUAGGGGCCUCUCUGACCAGGCCAAACAGGCGACUCCGAUGGAACAGUUUCCAGCUGUCGCACCAGCCCCGGCCGGCCCCAGCAUCACCCCACAUCAGCAGCCAGACGGCCAACCAGCUGAGCCUGCUCCAGCGCUUCUCGCUGCUUCGCCUCACGGCCAUCAUGGAGAAGCACUCCAUGUCCAACAAGCACGGCUGGACGUGGUCAGUUCCAAAGUUCAUGAAGAGGAUGAAAGUUCCCGACUACAAAGACAAGGCUGUCUUUGGCGUUCCCCUCAUAGUCCACGUCCAAAGAACGGGACAGCCCCUGCCUCAAAGUAUUCAGCAAGCACUGAGAUAUCUACGCAGCAACUGCCUCGAUCAGGUGGGUCUUUUUCGCAAGUCAGGAGUGAAGUCUCGAAUCCAUGCCCUACGCCAAAUGAAUGAGAACUUCCCUGAGAACGUCAACUAUGAAGACCAGUCUGCUUAUGAUGUGGCGGAUAUGGUGAAACAGUUCUUCCGGGACCUCCCUGAGCCUCUUUUCACCAACAAGCUCAGCGAGACCUUUCUCCAUAUCUAUCAGUAUGUCUCCAAAGAGCAGCGGCUGCAGGCCGUGCAGGCUGCCAUCCUGCUACUGGCCGAUGAGAAUAGGGAGGUCCUGCAGACGCUCUUGUGUUUCCUGAACGACGUCGUCAACUUGGUGGAAGAGAAUCAGAUGACGCCCAUGAACCUGGCAGUGUGUCUGGCCCCCUCCCUCUUUCAUCUUAAUUUGUUGAAGAAAGAAAGCUCUCCACGAGUCAUACAGAAGAAAUAUGCCACCGGGAAGCCAGAUCAAAAGGACCUCAACGAGAAUCUGGCAGCAGCUCAGGGGCUCGCGCACAUGAUCAUGGAAUGCGACAGACUUUUUGAGGUUCCACACGAGUUGGUGGCCCAGUCUCGUAACUCGUAUGUGGAGGCUGAGAUCCACGUGCCAACCCUGGAAGAAUUGGGGACGCAGCUGGAGGAGAGUGGGGCAACUUUCCACACUUACCUGAACCAUCUCAUCCAGGGCCUCCAGAAAGAAGCCAAGGAGAAGUUCAAAGGAUGGGUCACGUGCUCCAGCACGGACAAUACAGAUCUUGCUUUCAAAAAGGUGGGCGACGGGAACCCGCUGAAGCUGUGGAAGGCUUCUGUAGAGGUGGAAGCGCCCCCCUCGGUGGUCCUGAACCGCGUGCUGAGAGAGCGCCACCUGUGGGACGAGGACUUUGUGCAGUGGAAGGUUGUGGAAACUCUAGACAGGCAAACAGAGAUCUACCAGUACGUGCUGAACAGCAUGGCUCCCCAUCCUUCCAGAGACUUCGUGGUUCUCAGGACCUGGAAAACGGAUUUGCCCAAAGGAAUGUGUACCCUGCUGUCCCUCUCUGUGGAGCAUGAGGAAGCCCAGCUCCUGGGUGGCGUGCGAGCAGUGGUGAUGGACUCACAGUACUUGAUAGAACCGUGUGGCUCUGGCAAGUCGAGACUGACUCACGUCUGCAGGAUAGACCUGAAAGGUCACUCCCCAGAAUGGUACAGCAAAGGCUUUGGACAUCUGUGUGCAGCAGAAGUUGCUAGGAUUAGAAACUCUUUCCAGCCCCUCAUUGCUGAGGGCCCCGAAACUAAAAUCUGAGUUUUCCCCAGUGUGACAUCAAACUCAGGGAAGAGGAAACUAAAGUAACGAGUGUGGCAGAGAGUGUGCAUGUGAGAAAGCGAGAGAAAGAGGAACUGAAGGACGUGGCUAAUGCCUAAAAAUGGAAACGUUAAGAAAUUGGAAUGUUGGAGAUGCAAGAAUUUCCAAGAACUUUCUUAGCCUUCCUGGAGAUGGCUACAUCCCUACUAAUAUAAUUUUAAAAUGAGAACAUUUAUAUAUAUUACUUAAAAUUAAAUGGAUUAUUCCUUGUGCAUUGCCUAAUUUGCUAUUUAAAGGCUUCUAAGAAGCAUAUACUUAACUGUAAAUAAAUGUAUGUAUAGCAUAUGUACAUAUGUGUGUAUAUCUCCAUCUUUACUGUAUAUAUGUAAAAUACCAAUUUUAUAUAGAAUUGUGUGUUUUGAAAAGGACCGUGUCUGACUCAGUGAGUCCGUUCCUCACAUAGUUCUUUCCAAGUGGCUCUGGGCCCCAUCUCUCCACUGUCCUGUAAGCUGUGCAGAACCUGCUGCUAACACCAAGGUGUGAACAUGCCCUGACGCCUAACCAAAGAUUAGUUAACCAAAGGAAAAUAACACUAAAGGAGACUUACGUGUUGAUGCUUUGUUUCUGUUAUUCAAAAACUUCGAGUGGAGUUCUGGGAUAAAGCAAGGAAAUAAUAAUUACUCCUCCUUAAAGCAAACGAGGGGGUGAGAAGUCAUUACCAAAUUUAAGGCUAGAUGAGGAGUUGCCACUGGGCCCAGUGAGAUGGAAUUUCAGUGAGAUAUGGACCACCGGAGUCAGUGAGAGUGACUGAAACAGAAGCGAUACCUCUCACUCCCAUGCCCACCACCACAGACGCCAAAUCAAGAUGAAUAUCAUAGCCUUUACUUAUUCACAGCCAAAGGGAGCCCCUGUGUUGUCUCAAGUUUUUAUAAAUAUAUUUCGUAAUGUUAUUAAAUGUCAUUCUAUUUGACCAGUGGCCUAUUUGGUCACAGUUAAUUGGUGUUUCCUUAUUGCACUGAAUUCAACUCCAGACACCAUACAAAGGGAGAUGAUGGCCAUUCCGUUCAUAUCCUAGAUCAUUACAGCUUCAGGGAAUUCAUAUUUUGCUAUGUGUAGGAUACUCUUAAAAUGUAAUUCAUUAAACUUUUACAAUCUGAAAGACAGGGUUUUUAACUAACAUAAGACCAAAACUAUGUUCUUUGGUUAGUUUUAGAAAGUAUAAUCGGGUUUAUUAAUUCUUAAGUGUUUCUUCACUAGCCAGUCCAAGCUACCUACCUAUGCAUUUGUCCCAACCUUAUUUAUUAUUGUACAGACUAAGCAAAUUGACUCCCUUUAGCCAACUGCUAAUGGAUCGAAUGUGCUUUUUAUUGUAAUUCAACAGCUAUGGAGAGAAAGAUAACUUAUUGUGUGUUUGAUUUCAGGGAGAGAGAUUUUCUUUGGUCAUUCAUAAUAGAGAUUGAUAUGAUUUAGCAACUGGUGUUGGAGAAAAAAAGAAAAGCAAAUGAGCGUUUUCAGGUUUUUUUUUAUUAUAUGCAUUUAUAUAACGUUUCUGUGAUCAGCAAUGUGCAAUUAUUUUAUUGAGAGGAAUAAAAAAGCUUUCUAUGAGUUUGGUAUGGUGCGAGGAAAAUCUUACAGUUUGAAUUAUGACCUAGAAAUUUUUCAUUCCCAUGUCUACCUAAGAAGGUAGCAGCAAAUCCAUAAUUUACCUUUUGGGCAAUGCUUUGUGAGCAAAUCAAAGUCACUUCUGCCAUAGCAUCUUGAAUUUAACCAUAUAUGCCAGAUUAUAUGCAUCAACAAGAUCACCAGUGAAGUUUAAUCUAGCUAAACACUGGUCGUGCUCCUGAGAUGGGAUCCUAUGUGUUUGGAAAACGUGAUAGGCACACAAGGAUGAGUGGCUUUGUAUCACCCAGAGAGGUGCUUGUCCAGAUUUCACAUGCACAUGAAUUGCCUGGGGAUCUUGUGAAACUGCAGACUCUGCUCCAAAUAAUCUGGGCUGGGCCUGAGAUUCUGCAUUUCUAAGGAGUGUCAGGGAUGCCUAUGUUGCUGGCCUAAAACCACACUCACUCAGAAACAAGGACCUAGAAGAUCCCUAAAACAGAGUAAUAACAAAUGUGAUUGUAUUUCUGAUUCUCCCUCUCUUCGAAUUAUCUGAUAUUUUUGUUUUUGUGCACAUAGUAAUCAUAUCACCGCUGUCUAACAACACAGUGCAUCUUUUUAAAAAAAGGAAAAGGGAAAAAAAGGAGAAAAAAACGAUGCAUCAAGCUUGUUUGUCAAAUACCACAGUAUUUUAUUCAUUGUUAUCUUGCCAAUGGAAAUAAAGUAUGAUAUUGCAUUUAAAUAUUAUA
Molecule: messenger RNA, 6041 nt
Organism: Symphalangus syndactylus (siamang)
Lineage: Eukaryota; Metazoa; Chordata; Mammalia; Primates; Hylobatidae
Gene: STARD13
Product: StAR related lipid transfer domain containing 13
Biological process (GO): signal transduction; regulation of Rho protein signal transduction; actin cytoskeleton organization
Molecular function (GO): protein binding; lipid binding; GTPase activator activity
Source: RefSeq, a predicted model, not a curated record